This is a messenger RNA of Osmerus eperlanus (European smelt), 6282 nucleotides long. Its product is annotated as membrane-associated guanylate kinase, WW and PDZ domain-containing protein 3. Gene Ontology annotation, cellular component: cytoplasm; cell-cell junction. Gene Ontology annotation, molecular function: protein binding. Gene Ontology annotation, biological process: signal transduction. Lineage: Eukaryota; Metazoa; Chordata; Actinopteri; Osmeriformes; Osmeridae. The coding region runs from base 708 to 4967 and encodes 1419 amino acids. The transcript has 21 exons. The record is from RefSeq and is a predicted model, not a curated record.
UAGAUGGGCGGCAGUCGCGCGGCUCGCUUGACAGUGCCAGCGCGCCAGGUGUGGACGGGAAACCGAACCUGUAGCACGGUUGGGAAGCGGUCGCAUCGGCCAGUAGCAAAAUGCGUACGAUUAUUCACUAGAACGACCACUACCGAGAAGAAACCUUCGUUCAGACAGCGUUUAGACAACUGCCCGCGUCGCAUUCGUAAUGUAGCCUAUAUAAAGCGUGUUUCGUUGACGCACUAAAACAGGUGCUGUUGUUCCAAACAGCCAAGCAGGUUUGUUGGUUUCUCGCGCUGUCGUGUACCGUUUUCCCGGGUUUGUCAACUAGCUGCUGGAGGCUUUUCAAAAAGCGUCAGACCGAGUCGUGGUGUGAUUAAAUAAGCGCAUGUUCUAUGCUAGCAUUGCGGUCACGUUUUAUAUAUUACGCACAGAUAAAUCUGUAUGUAUUGGAAUACAAACAGAAGUAAUCGCAGCGAAUGAAGUAAAUAAUAUCAUUGAGUUGUUGGAUGUUGGAUUUUAAAUGUUUUUGGAAUAGGCUACAAAACCUUGGAACACACCAUCCAUGACCCACGUUCGUGCGCUACAAGUCAAAUUGCAAUAAAUCAAGCUAUGGCUCUCUUAAGUUACGAGGCGUCUGUUGGGACAUAUUCUCUACUGUUUUCGUGACUGUGAAACUAGAAAGUGACUACACCUUCCCAGCAAACGGCCUGACCAUGUCCAGAACGCUAAAAAAGAAGAAACACUGGUCCAACAAGGUGCAAGAGUGUUCCGUGUCAUGGGGGAACCUGGGCGAGUUCGGCUCCGUGGUGGAGGUCCUGGGGGGAGCAGAGCUCGGACAGUUUCCGUACCUGGGUCAGAUGAAGCUCGAGGUUCUGGUGUGUCACGUCGGUAAACUGCCCUACUACGGAGACGUUCUGUUGGAGGUGAACGGUACCCCGGUUAGUGGACUUACAAACCGUGACACUCUGGCCGUCAUUCGCCACUUUCUGGAGCCUAUCCGUCUGAAGACUGUCAAACCAGGGAAGGUGUUGAACGCUGACCUGCGUCACUACCUCAGUCUGCAGUUCCAGAAAGGAUCUCUAGACCACAAGCUGCAGCAGGUCAUCAGAGACAACCUGUACCUGCGCACCAUCCCCUGUACCACCAGGCUGCCCAGGGAUGGGGAGGCGCCGGGGGUGGACUACAGCUUCAUCAGUGUGGGAGACUUCAGGGUCCUGGAGGAGAGCGGACUGCUUCUGGAGAGUGGAACCUACGAUGGUAACUACUAUGGGACGCCCAAGCCGCCUGCUGAGCCGGUGCUGCUGCAGCCGGAUCUGGUGGACCAGGUUCUGUUUGAUGACGACUUCGGGGGGGAGGUGCAGAGGAAGCGCACCACCUCCGUCAGCAAGAUGGACAGGAAGGACAGCGUCGUCCCCGAGGAAGAGGACGAGGACGAGAGACCCCCACUGGCUAACGGCCUGCCUGAUCUCAAAGCGGGCUCGUCAGGGUGGAGGAAGGCUGUUCCCAGCUACACUCAGUCCAGCGGAGGAAUGGAGGUCCGUGUGUGGAGCUCUUUACCCAGAGACGACAGCCUGGAGCCCCUGCCGCUCAACUGGGAGAUGGCCUACACUGAGACUGGCAUGGUGUACUUCAUAGAUCAUAACAGUAAGACCACCACAUGGCUGGAUCCUCGCCUGGCCAAGAAGGCCAAGCCCCCUGAGAAGUGUGAGGAUGGAGAGCUGCCCUACGGCUGGGAGGAGAUAGACGACCCUCAGUACGGUACCUACUACGUGGAUCACAUCAACCAGAAGACCCAGUUUGAGAACCCAGUUCUGGAGGCCAAGAAGAGGCUGAAUGUGCAGUCUGCUGCUGUCAUGCUGCAGGCAGAGACUCCUCUCACAGGCCAGGCCUUCACCCCUGACCCCAGCCAGCUCCAGGGGCAGCUGUACCACACCACCCUGAGGAAGAGCUCCCAGGGGUUUGGCUUCACCAUCAUCGGAGGAGAUCGCCACGACGAGUUCCUGCAGGUGAAGAACGUCCUCCCCGACGGCCCCGCUGCUCAAGAUAACAAGAUGGCGUCUGGUGAUGUGAUCGUAGAGAUCAACGGUACGUGUGUCCUGGGUAAGACCCACCCAGAGGUGGUCUUGAUGUUCCAGUCCAUCCCCGUCAACCAGUACGUGGACAUGGUGCUCUGCAGGGGCUACCCUCUGCCCCCGGACGUGGACCUGACCAGCGACGACCCCCCGCCCCCCCCAGCCCCCGGCCUCCAGGGGGGCGAUGUGGUGACGGCUGUGCCCCUCCUCAACGGCCAGCCUCUCCUGGUGGAGGGAGAGGCCUUGCACGGCUCCUCCCAGGAGCUCCACUACGUGACUACCGACGCCAGCGGCCGGCCCGUGGUGGCCGCCCUGCCCGGCGGGGGGCGUCAGGCCGAGGCUGCGGGGGCCAUGCUGCAGCCAGAGCUGGUCAGCGUGCCCCUCAUGAAGGGGCCGGGGGGGUUUGGAUUCGCCAUCGCAGACUGCCCCCUGGGCCAGAAGGUGAAGAUGAUCCUGGAUGCACAGUGGUGCCGCGGACUGCUGAAGGGGGACGUCAUUAAGGAGGUGGAACGCCACAACGUGCAGGCACUCAGCCACGCACAGGUGGUGGACAUCCUGAAGGAGCUGCCGGUGGGGAGGGAGGUCAACCUGCUGGUGCUGAGAGGAGGUCACACCUCUCCUGUUAAGAGCCUCAAACCUAAGCAGGAGAUGACAGCUAGCACCCAGAGUCUGGACUGUCUCCCUGACUCCGCCCCCCAGCCCCUCCCCUACCACGCCCUCACACUAGGCUCCGCCCCCCAGCCCCUCCCCUACCACGCCCUCACGCUAGGCUCCGCCUCCCCCAAGAGGGAGGCUACAGAGAUGUACCUCAAGUCCCGUGCCCUGCUGGAGAGCAAGCAACCCUUCACCAGAGACCUGGAUGUGUUCAUCAAGAGGGACCAGGAGACGGGCUUCGGCUUCCGUGUCCUGGGAGGAGAGGGGCCGGAACAGCCAGUGUACAUCGGUGCCAUCAUUGCCAUGGGAGCAGCAGAGAAGGACGGGCGUCUGAGAGCAGGAGACGAGCUGAUCGGUAUCGACGGCAUCAUGGUGAAGGGACGCUCCCACAAGCAGGUGCUCGAUCUGAUGACCAACGCUGCUCGCAACGGACAGGUGCUGCUCACCGUCCGCAGGAAGGUCAUCUACAGAGACGCCACGGAGGAGGAGGCCUUUCAGAGCCUGUCCCCAGCACUGGUCAAUGGCUCCCCCCGCCUGCCCCGCCUGCAGACGCCCUUCAGUGGCUUGGACCAGCCCUCCUUCGACAUCACGCUGCACCGCAGGGACAGCGAGGGCUUCGGAUUUGUCAUUCUCACCUCCAAGAGCCGCCCCCCGCUGGGAGUGAUCCCUCACAAGAUUGGCCGCAUCAUCGAGGGCAGCCCGGCAGAGCGCUGCGGCGUGCUGAACGUGGGAGACCGCAUCUCCGCGGUGAACGGGCGCUCCAUCAUCGAGCUGUCACACAACGACAUUGUGCUGCUCAUCAAGGAGGCGGGCCUCUGUGUCACACUCACCGUGGUGCCCGAGGACGAGUACAAGGGCCCCCCCUCAGGAGCCAGCUCAGCUAAGCAGAGCCCCGCCCCCCAGCACAGGACCCUGUCUGCCCAGCAGGACGAGCAUUUCAACUUGGACCUGGAGGAGAACAGAGAGGAAGUCAGCUGGUCAGAAUACAAGACACUUCCUGUGGGCGACCAAGGAACACUGUGUGUUACAGGCCCCAAACAGGACUGCCUGACGGUGGAGCUGGACCGGGGAGAGAGGGGGUUUGGUUUCAGCCUGCGCGGGGGGACGGAGUACAACAGGGGGCUAUACAUCCUGCGCCUGGCGGAGGACGGGCCGGCCCAGCUGGACGGCAGGAUCAGAGUGGGGGACCAGAUAGUGGAGAUCAACGGGGAGCCCACCCAGGGCAUCUCUCACACCCGGGCCAUAGAGCUGAUCCAGGCUGGGGGCUGUAAGGUUCUGCUGCUCCUCUGCCCCGGGGCCGGCCUGGCACAGGACAGCAGUGAGUCUGCACUUCCUGGUCUGCGGACACCGACCGCUAUUUCACCUGCCAGUUCGCCCAGAGACACGCCUCCCCUCCUCUCUCCUCUCCACGCCAGCUCCACCAUCUCAGGUUCUGCCCCCCCGGCCCCCCGCCCCCACACCAGCAGGGGCCCAGGGGAGGGGGGCAGGGAGCAGGGGGACCAGCCGGAAGACAGUCCGCCCCCCAGCAGCCUCUCUACCCACCGUCAGGAACCCAGACGCCCAAAGACAGCAGGGGAGACACAGUCCCUCCCCAAAGCCAAAGAGCGCUCAAACAGUCCCAAAAAACACGAGAGGAGUAAACAGGAAGUGGAACGAAGCAAGACAAACAGGAAGUCCCACCCACAGAAAGAAAGCAGGUCCCCCAGCCCCAGGAAGGCACCUGUAGCUGGACAGGAAGUGGCAAGCAGUUAUCAGCAGGCAGACAGACCACAAAGGCAGCAGAGGAAGGAUGCCAGCAGAGAGGGCUUUAAAGAAAAGAAGUCCGCUAAACGAGGGGAUGCCAGGGGCAGGAGCUGUCGGGGGGGCGAGGCUGCCUCUGAGCUGGUCGCUAGCAGCGAGAGGACCGGGGCCGAGGCCCGGCGUGACUCUCCCAGGGAGAAGCAGAGGGGAGGGGGGGGAGAGGCAGGCACAAGGGCUUCUGAGGGGAGGAGCCAAGCCAGCAAAGACCUGGGUCGGGAGGUCAGGAAAGCAGAGACUGGCGAAAGAGAGGAGAGGAGCGGGAGGGAAAGCAAGACCUCCUCUAAAGAGGAGCGGAGCAGAGAGGAGGCUGCGGCCCCCUCCCCUCGCAGCUCCCAGGGGCCUCCUGACCCCCCCGACCCCAGGGCCCCCCUGAGCCCUGGCCCCUGGAGAGUGCCCUGCUCUGCCAGGAUCCUGUCCCACGCCGAGGCACUGAGGGACCCGCUCUGACAGACCUCCACACACGGCCCAACAAAAAAACAAACCUACAACUGUGUUUUUCUUCAUUUUAGAGUGCUGGUGAUUUUUUUGGGGUGGGGUGGGGGGUGGUGGGGUGGGGGGUGGUGGGGUGGUGGGAUGGGGUGGCUGUUUUGACUUGAAGCUCCUCCGGUCUUCUGUGUCCUCAAUGUUCCUGUGCAGGACUUGGGUCUUACCUCUUUGACAGUGCAUCUGCAUGUAGCACAACUGCUCUCUCUCUCUCAACUCUUUUUCUUAAAUCUCUUUUCUUUCCCCCGUCUGUCAGCGCAGGGCCAUAGUCAGACUAACUCUUCCUGAUGUGAAUAUGUGCCAAUGUGGGGAUGUCGACUAUAGACAGCCAGACCUCAGCUGUUACGAUGCAACCUUCCCAUAUGCAACUGAGGACAGGAGCCCUGCCUCCGACCUGCUCCGAGGUGUUUGGGUUCAGAGGGGUUAGCCCCCCACCCGCACCGGUGUCUUUGCUCAGCUGCAUGCCACGUCCACGCAUCUUCUGGUUUUUCUUGCACACUUCCGUUCAGCGGCACAGUGGACGCCUGCUCCUGCUUGUAGAUAGAUAACUAUGAUGACCAUGUGACCAUCUGUCCACGCAGGGCCGAGCCCAGACACCAGUCCUACCCAGGAUUUUAGACUGUUCUAAGACUAUUGUAGAGACAAUUCUUUCUUGUUAUAAAAUAUAUCAAUACAGAAGACUAGAAGCUUGUGGUUUGAGAUAUUGUUUACCACGUGUACGAUUACUUUGUGUAAUUUAUUUAAAUUCUAGAUUAAUAUGUGUAUCUGUAGCCGUACUGAAACACUCCACAUUUUGCUCUAGAUCUCAGAGGUCGGUUGGGACCGAUCUUCUCAUGUAUCCUAGUUCCUUCCUAGUAACUUCCAUAGGUCUUCACACAAAUUGCCAUGUGUUUACUAGAAGUUUGCCAUCGCUCAAAAUAUGUGUUUAUUGUGGACAAAAAUGUGAGAAUUGUCAUAUUUUACAGAAUUUAACAGUUUUGGUGUUUUACCGGUCUGUUUAAAUGCACUACACACUUUCCUGCGUAGCGUUCUAGGACCACUAUGACAUGUGACUGCUCAGAGAGUCUGACCUCUACAGCUGGGUGGGGUCUGACCUCUACAGCUGGGUGGGGUCUGACCUCUACAGCUGGGUGGGGUCUGACCUCUACAGCUGGGUGGGGUCUGACCUCUACAGCUGGGUGGGGUCUGAUCUCUACAGCUGGGUGGGGUCUGACCUCUACAGCUGGGUGGGGUCUGACCUCUACAGCUGGGUGGGGUCUGACCUCUACAGCUGGGUGGG